AUGGGGGCAAUCUUGAGCCGUUCCUCUGCUGCCACUACAGAGUCGAAUCCAACGACACCAUCACCACCCAAAUCUUCUUCCAACAAGAAACGUUCUCAAAUCACUAAUUUUUCAUCCCGAGUAUCAAGUGGCAAAGCUCAAUCGGAACCCAAUCGAACCAGUGUUCGAAAAAAGUAUCCUCAUCAUGGUGAUGAAUCGAAAGAUUUAGAAUCCAUGUGUGCCGUUAAGAGAACACUUUCUGAUCUUUCUUCAUCUCCUUCUUCCGCUCGACCUUCACAAACCAGCCAAAACAACAACAAGGAUCAACUUGACAACAAGAGGAAACAUCAACACACAUUAAGAAUGUCUCUUCAAAUUGAAAUUGGAUCUUGUUCAACACCAUAUCAAAAAGAAAUGUCAUUUACUGACCAAAGUGUAAAAUCUCAAGAUGCUGCUUCUGCUGAGGAUUCAAGUAACAGUGAUGAAAGUUGUUCAUCCGGUUCCAAUUUGAAUCAAAAGGAGGAACCAUCUUCCAAAUGGUGCAAUCAUAACAAGGAAGGUGAUGAGUCAUCUCCAAGCUAUACAUGUGACAGUGAUGUGGAUUCCAUCGAAGAAGCUUAUCAAAGCAUACUCAAGACUUCAACAUUGGGUAAAACAGCUAAUGAGAUUUUACAAAAGAAAACCUUAAAUGGAGCUAUUUCAAUCAACAAGCCAUCAAAAACGACAAUGAGUCACAAAAAACGAGAGCUUUCACAAAAAACCAUCACAGUGUCGUCUCAAAGCGUCAUUAAGAGUGUCGUGACACAUCGAGGAGUUUUGAAAGAGCAAAAUCUACCAGAUGCAUUGAAAAGAAGAGCAGAAACGACUGGUUUCCAUGAUGACCAAUCAAAUCUUGUGGUUUCUCAUAUUCAAACCCAUCCAAAACAAUCAACAAAGUCAGAGAAUGCAGUACUUUCAUCCUCCUCCUCCUCAACCACCUUUCCUUCUUCAUCCAUGACAGAAAAUCAUCACCACAACUCCCAACCAUUCUCCCUUUCUGUCUCUUCUACUGCAACGAACAAUAAUCAGUUGCUUCUUCAUAAUCCUGCCUCUCCCUUUCCUCUCACUCCAAAAUCGAAUCAACCCUUGCCAGUGACAGCUUUCAUUGACAACACUUUCAAUGAUGAAAAUAAUUCUGGACAAGUGUGUGUUGGCUCGGACACAAUUUCGAAAACUCUCGCAACAUCUUCUUUAACCACUCCAAAUGGAAUUGUACUCACUCCAUUGAGACGCAGAAAGCAAGUGUUCAAGGAAGAAGUUCAAAUAGACGUCACUGCUCCUUUGAUUCAAGUACUAAGUCCAGAUGAACAACAAAUUGCUGUUCAGAAUAAGCCUCACCUCAAAUGGGCAGAACAGAAGAAACGAAAUAUGAUCAAAAAUAAGAGUCAAUCUAAGUUGGUGUGUGAUGGUGAAAUGUUAGGAAUCAAUAAGGCUCAAAAAAAGAAGGUGAAAAUACGAACGGCUGACGACCAAGAAAUUCUACUCAUCAAAUAA
Messenger RNA from Naegleria fowleri, 1512 nucleotides. RefSeq lists its product as uncharacterized. Lineage: Eukaryota; Heterolobosea; Eutetramitea; Acrasida; Naegleriidae. The coding region runs from base 1 to 1512 and encodes 503 amino acids. The record is from RefSeq and is a predicted model, not a curated record. The transcript has a single exon.